AUGAAAGCUGUUGUAUCUACCGGGAAGGCGUACUUCUGUACAAUCUUGUCGUCAUUUGCCGUUGUCAUUUUGUCCUUUAUUGGCUAUCUUUUCAACAUCGGCCAUGAAUCCAUGAUGGGUUCAACUGAAGACCCUGAGGAUGGUAAGGCUGUUGCCAAGACCGUCUUUGGUGCUGUAUUUGUAUAUUUGGCAUUCCUUGUGUUUUGCGGUUUGCAAGUCGUAUUGAUUCAAAGACAGAACCGAAUCCAGUUGAGCUGA
This is a messenger RNA of [Candida] anglica, 258 nucleotides long. The record is from the annotation of a GenBank genome assembly. Lineage: Eukaryota; Fungi; Ascomycota; Pichiomycetes; Serinales; Debaryomycetaceae.